CAAAAACAGCGGAAAGACGAUCGCACCUGUCGCGGCAAUAAGCUCCCGGGUGAUACAAGGGUGGCCAGCCCUAAUUAGAACCCAGUGCAGCACUGUCAUCUCACCCAGAACCUAGGCUGGUUUGCAAUAUGUCGUUCUACGCGCCUAGUGACACAAGGGACCAUGUCCCAAGGCAUACACCCAAUGCAAAUAUGGAAUGCGACGACGAGUCACAGAAUGCACGUCCCAAGCGCAAGCAAAGGAGUUUGUGCCAAAGGGUCGACACCACCGGCGUUCUGACAAUUUUCCUUGGGCCACCUUUUCUACUACUCGCAGUUACCUUCCUGGUUCUUUUCUGGUGGGAAUCAAUAAAAGCGAUUCAUGGGGGAGAUCCCGAGGUUUACUGGUUCCGCAUUGUCAAUGCAGACUGGGCUACUCGACUGGUCACGAUAUGCACCACCGCCAUCCGGACCGUGAUGGCUUUCCAGGCUGGUCUUGCCACAGCAAUGGUCGCGGGAAUUGUCUUAGAGACCAAAGGCAUCCCUCUCCUCCAGGGGCCAUUGUACUCCAUACUGCGAGCAGUCAAGGUGGCUCCCAGCAGCCUGUUCACAGCGACCAACUUUCGGCCUCAUUUGCCGCCUCUCAUCUCUACACUUAUCAUCGCCGAGGUGUUGGUGACCGCAGCAUCCCAGUUUCUCUCAACCAUUUACCUGUCAGACUUCGCAAAUGGCAUUUUCACCCAAAAUAACAAUUCCACAAACGUCAGUCUUCUCGAUACCGAGUAUUCUAUUGCCAGCGGGUGGUGGACAAUGCGCCCCGCGGCGAGCUGGACAUUCGCCGAGCUGUCGGAAGAUUUCAAAGAAGAAUCAAACUUUCAUGAUACUGGACACACCUUCCGAGCCCUCCUCCCUUUCGGUGAAGAGACACAACGAACAAAGCUACGCAGGUACCGUGGACCUGCACCAGUCAUGGAUCAUCGGGUCACGUUGCGAGCUUCGGCCUGUCUGAUUAAUAUGGCGGUUCAAACCAUCGUAGUUGGGAUGAACAGUUCGUCAGACAACCCGGAGCCGACAAUAAGCUGGGACCGCCACACUAAGAGCUAUGACACCGGAGCCUCCCGACGCCAGCUUGGCGCAUCGCGAACACGGGAGAGUUUCACCCGCCGGGGGGUCCUCACCCUCGAACCCAGAUCGCAGUGGGGGGACGUUCUUCCACUGAAGGACUCCAACUCGGGGGACGAUGACCUGCCUGCAUUCUUCAUGGCAAUCGACGUCAGCCUGCCAACCGUGUUAAUGUCUAAUACCAAUUAUACCUUCAGCCCCGGCGUGCUACUUGCCAACGACGGCACGGGGUUCUAUAGCGGAAGCGCAGAGACAACCCACGUGGAGAUAUUCCAAGAUACGCUCAACGCGACCGCCAGCCCAGCCCUGGCGGUGCAGGCCGUGUUCGCGAGGCUUUUCCAGAUGGCAUACUACGAACAACUGGUGAAAAUGGCCAACAUGGCCGCAGCUUCGACGGCGUUCUCCGUCUCCUCGUCCAUCCCGUCGCAAUGGACCGGUUUCAUUAUCGGUACGGCGCUCAUCGCAACUCAUCUCGUCAUCGUCACCAUCAUCACUAUCCAAUAUAUGAGAAACACAAACAGCUCGAUCAUUGGCAACUACUGGCAAACGGUGUCUCAGGUGGUUUCCGAAGAAACGUAUCCUAUCCUGGAGCAGGCGGAUGGGAUGGACGACGGGGAAGUCAAACGCUGGGCCAAGCGCAACCUUCAUAACCUGCAGAGCCACCGCACGCUGAGAAGCCAGCAUAAUGGGCGAACCGCUCUGGACAUCGGAACGAAUGGUAAAUUUUAG
Messenger RNA from Aspergillus homomorphus CBS 101889, 1829 nucleotides. RefSeq lists its product as uncharacterized. NCBI's taxonomy places the organism in Eukaryota, Fungi, Ascomycota, Eurotiomycetes, Eurotiales, Aspergillaceae. Bases 129 to 1829 code for a protein of 566 amino acids. The transcript has 2 exons. The record is from RefSeq and is a predicted model, not a curated record.